Molecule: messenger RNA, 195 nt
Organism: Eruca vesicaria subsp. sativa (arugula)
Lineage: Eukaryota; Viridiplantae; Streptophyta; Magnoliopsida; Brassicales; Brassicaceae
Source: the annotation of a GenBank genome assembly
AUGGUUGAGGAAUUUGCUGCUUUACCUCCUAAACCAGAGAACUCGGAUGCUAUUUCCUUUGGUUCUGGUGAGUUUUCAGUCACUCCUUUGUCUAAAAGAAAAAGCCAAGAAGAUCGAGAAGAUCAUGACACAAGCCUUGAGGAUCAACACUCCGUCAGCAAAAAACCAUCCCAGAAGAAAAUCAAGGGCGAGUGA